Molecule: messenger RNA, 1589 nt
Organism: Daucus carota subsp. sativus
Lineage: Eukaryota; Viridiplantae; Streptophyta; Magnoliopsida; Apiales; Apiaceae
Exons: 5
Coding region: 321-1199 (292 amino acids)
Source: RefSeq, a predicted model, not a curated record
AAAGAUGUAAACUCUCUCUCGCUAUAUUUGGGAAUUGGGACAAUAAUCCACCCCAUAUACAUACAUCCAUUGAUGUGUAUAUAACCAAGAAAGAAAGCAGCCCUUCAUAAAAAUUGCGUUCUUGUUUUAAAUUCAUCUGGGACAUUGUUAAUUUCAUCCCACCUAGAUCGGAUCCAUUUCUCUCCCACCCGUCUCAAUUUCCUCAUUAAAAAUCUCAUUUUUAUCCACUUUCUUGAACCCCCAAAUUGAAGAACACCCAUGAGCUAAAACCCAAUUGAAUUCUUGCCAAGAUUGGAUUUUGAUCAGGUGGGUCUGUUUGAAUGGGGAAUUUAACCUCAAAUGUUGCCGCAAAAUUUGCUUUUUUCCCUCCUGAGCCUCCUACUUAUAGUGUCCGUACGGAUGAAGAAACAGGGAAGCUGACGUUUACUGGGCUCACACCUGAUAAGAAUGCUGAUGUGCAUUUGCUGGAGACAAAGGGGGGGAAUACGGUGGUGGCUACCUUUUGGAAACACCCGGUUGGGAGAUUUACCCUUUUGUAUUCUCAUGGGAAUGCUGCUGAUUUGGGCCAAAUGCAGGAGCUUUUUAUUGAACUUAGAGCUCAUCUUCGGGUCAAUAUUAUGAGCUAUGAUUAUUCAGGGUAUGGAGGGUCCACUGGUAAGCCCUCUGAGUUCAACACAUACUAUGACAUAGAAGCUGUGUACAACUGUUUGAAGGACGAAUACGGAAUUAAGCAAGAGGAUGUGAUUUUGUAUGGCCAAUCUGUUGGAAGUGGACCCACAUUACACUUGGCUUCUCGUCUGCCAAGGUUAAGAGCCGUUGUUCUGCAUAGCGCCAUUCUUUCGGGAAUACGUGUUUUAUAUAAUGUUAAAUUGACAUUUUGGUUUGACAUAUUUAAAAAUAUCGAUAAGAUACGACAUGUUACCUGUCCAGUUCUAGUAAUACAUGGAACAAAUGAUGAAACUGUCGACUUCUAUCAUGGCAAGCGAUUAUGGGAACUUGCUAAAGAUAAAUAUGACCCACUAUGGGUAAAGGGGGGAGGACAUUGUAAUCUUGAAACUUAUCCAGAGUACAUAAAGCACUUGCGCAAGUUUAUAAAUGCAAUGGAGAAACUAUCAUUCACGAGGCGAAGCAAACGACAGAGUUCAGACCCAGGUUUAUCAGAAUCAAAGCACAACAGGUGCUUGACGUUUGGAAGAUGAUAUCUUUUCUUUCUUUUCUACAUUUGACUUUUAAGAGUGAUGCACAGAAUAGCUGGAUCUUGCUAUUUGCAUUUUCCUGGGUGAAAUAUGAUGCUUCUUGCUGCAUUGCCGCCCCUUUUUCUUCGCAAGCUGGUUCAGGUGAUGCUCUGAUUUGAUCCAAAUCCUCCUCAGUUAAAGCAGAUUUUGAACUAGAGAGCAACUGUGAUUAUCUUCAUGUUCUCUGUGGCAGUGUGUACGAUUCAUAGAAUGUUCUAGCUCAAUUCAUAGACUUCAUCUUCAUUUCAUGUAAAUUAAUAAAGUCUAGUAGCCCUAGUUUCCACUGUAAUGUACAUUGCUUUAUGAUAAAUCUUAUGAUUACAGUUUAGCCUUUAGGGAUCUUUGUGUCUUUCA